AUUUGCUCUGAACGGUUCAGUGGAGCAGAGUUCGGUCAGAACUGUUAGCCCGGCCUGUAUGUUAGUGUGUGUUGACGGUCCGGCGGGUUUCGGGCCGGAGUGACAGUUCUGUAACUUUAGUAGAAUCCCGAGCCCAGAUGCCCGAACCAGGACCCAGGAUGAACGGGUUUUCGGUCGCAGAGCUGUGCUGGUUGUUCUGCUGCCCGCCCUGCCCCAGCCGGAUCGCGGCCAAGCUGGCCUUCCUCCCUCCGGAACCCACCUACUCGGUCCGCAGCGACGGAACCGGCAAGAGCAGCCUGCAGCUGAGCCAGCGGGCGGACUGGCAGUACUCUCAGCGGGAACUGGACUCCGUGGAGGUGUUCAGCACCAGGAGCAGCCGGGGGAACCGGAUCGGUUGCAUGUUCGUGCGCUGCGCACCGAACAGCCGGUACACCCUGCUGUUCUCCCACGGGAACGCCGUGGACCUGGGCCAGAUGUGCAGUUUUUACAUCGGACUCGGGUCCAGAAUCAACUGCAACGUCUUCUCUUAUGACUACUCAGGGUACGGGAUCAGUACCGGGAAACCGUCCGAGAAGAACCUGUAUGCAGACAUCGAGGCGGCCUGGCAGGUUCUCAGGAACAAGUACAGUGUAACUCCAGAGAACAUCAUCCUGUACGGUCAGAGCAUCGGCACAGUGCCCACCAUCGACCUGGCUGCUCGUUACGAAUGUGCUGCUGUCAUCCUCCACUCCCCACUCAUGUCUGGGCUCCGGGUGGCCUUCCCCAAUACCCGAACGACCUACUGCUUUGACGCCUUCCCCAGCAUUGAAAAGGUAUCUAAGGUGGCCUCUCCGGUUCUGGUGAUCCAUGGUACCGAAGACGAGGUGAUCGACUUCUCUCACGGACUGGCCAUGUACGAGCGCUGCCCGCGGGCCGUGGAGCCUCUCUGGGUGGAGGGGGCGGGUCACAAUGACAUCGAACUCUACGCCCAGUACCUGGAGAGACUCAAAAGGUUUAUCUCCUUCGAACUCCUCACCUCCUGA
Molecule: messenger RNA, 1022 nt
Organism: Nematolebias whitei (Rio pearlfish)
Lineage: Eukaryota; Metazoa; Chordata; Actinopteri; Cyprinodontiformes; Rivulidae
Gene: abhd17c
Product: abhydrolase domain containing 17C, depalmitoylase
Exons: 3
Coding region: 138-1022 (294 amino acids)
Biological process (GO): protein depalmitoylation
Cellular component (GO): plasma membrane; endosome membrane
Molecular function (GO): palmitoyl-(protein) hydrolase activity
Source: RefSeq, a predicted model, not a curated record